CCUUGAUGUUUUCUGUUGUGUAACGACGCCAAAACUGACUGACGAGCCAUGCCAAAUUUCUUAUUAGUAUCACCUACUACCGUCAACUCGAUGAUCCUUGACAGAGUCGGGCCUACUCCUAUCAUUGUGGUCACGGAUGUAGGCCUGUUUCUGUCGUCUUACUGAAUAUAACGAGAAAAUCUUCACGUUGCCCCUCUUUUGAUGCAAUACAUAGUCUGUCACAUCGCACAUAUACAAAAACGGCCCCGUUGAAUUACGUUCCGCGGGUAUCGCACAGCACACCUGUGCAAACAGCCUUACGGUUCAGAAUCUCAAACAAUGAGUACCUCGUAGUGAGAAGUAGUAGUAGAUAUAGAGCAGGUGCGAGUGAAGUGUGCUUGCCACCUCUAUGUUACAAUUGAUGGUACAAUGAGCGAGGAGGCAAACCAGGAUGCAAGCAAGAAGGCCGCGUCCAACUGCCAGGAGGCCGCAGCGCCGGGUGCCGGAGCCGGCGCCGAGUGUGACGUGCUUGAUGCCUCGACUAAUGUGUCACAAACACAUGUCACACAGAUGACAGCAAGCUCUGAGCCCCCGGUGGCUGAGAACACGAAAUGGAUCUGUGAAGUGUGCACAUACGAGAAUUAUCCACUCUCAAGAAAGUGCACGAUGUGUCGCAGUUCGAAGCCGCUGUUGGGUGAGGAUAUAUUUAAAUUACAAGAUGGCGCUAGUGCACUGCCCACGCAAGAUGUCUGUGGUGCGGAAGCGGUAACGGAACGACUGAAACCUCUCAGGAUAUCAUCGCCGCAGGGGCAGCCCUGCGAGGGCGCCUCCUCUGUCAACAAGUGGCCUUGUCCGACGUGCACGUACGAGAACUGGCCGAAGGCUGUGAAGUGCGCCAUGUGCGGCGCGGCCUGCCCCCCGCCCGCGCCCCCGCCCGCCCCCGCGCCGCCCUCCCCCACGCCCUCGCGGACGGCAGGUACAAACGAUAUCUGCAACAGUCAGAACUUGUCUCUGCACGACGUGGACUCAAAUACACGACGCACCUCGAAAAGAAGGACGAACAACGUCGACUGGAUAUGGCUGCAGGCCUGCUUGGGCGUGGUGGAGGGCGACGAGCGGCGCGUGGAGGCGUACCUGGCGAGCGGCGGCGACCCCGCGCGCGCACUGGCGCCCCACGAGCUGCCGCUGCUCGACCGCGCCUCCGCCUUCGACGUCGGACACACGCUCGUGCACCUCGCCAUCAGAUUUCAAAGACAAGAGAUUUUGGCAAAUUUACUUUCUCGAAUAUCCGGCGGUGGUUCCGGCAUCAAAAGGUCACCAUCAUACAUAGCCCCGGACCUGGCCGCGGCGAUACGUCGGCACAUGGCGAGUUGCAUUCGAGUGAAUAAGGGCAACUUUCUGAGUCGGUACAUGACGGAGUUCUGCACCUUCUCCCUACCAGCAGAGAUAAUGGAGCUGCCGGGCGCGGUGCAGCAGCAGGUGUUCGACGAGGUGCUGGACCGGGAGGCGCAGCGCGCGCUGGAGGGCGGGCCGCGGCCGGCCGUCAACUUCAGCGGGGAGGUGACGGCGCGGCUGCGCUCGCGGCUGUUCGCGCUCUGGAACCGCUCCGCCGGCGACUGCCUGCCCGACGCGGCCGCGCAGGCCGCCUACGGCGUCGCCGACCGCGGCCAGGCGCUGCGCGCGGCGCUGGCGGCCGCCAUGGCGGCGCCGCUGUACGCGCGCUGGGCCGCCUGGGAGCGCCUGCAGGCGGCGCGCCCGCCGGCGCCCUACGCGCCCUCCGAGCCGCAGCUGCGCGGCGAGUGGGCGCGGCUGGCGGCGGCGGCGGCGCGGCCGGGCGCGGCGCUGCGCCAGCCGCACGUGUUCGCGCUGGCGCACGUGCUGCGCCGCCCGCUGCUGGUGCUGGGCGUGGAGCUGGUGGCCUCGCACCGCGGCGAGCCGCUCGGCUACGCGCGGUUCCGCGGCCUGUACCUGCCGCUGCUGUGGGACCCGGACCGCUGCUCCAAGUCCCCGCUGUGCCUGGGCUACACGCGCGGACACUUCUCCGCGCUCGUGCCCAUGGAGCCCUACCGGCCGCGCCGAGACUACAUCUGCCGUGACGAUGAAGAAGAGACCGAGAAUGUAACGUACCUGCCGCUCACAGACUCCGAGGGGAAGUUGUUGCCUGUACAUUAUUUGACCUGUGAGGAGAUGGCGGACACGGAGGGUGUGGUGCGGCGCUGGCUGUCGGCGUGCGUGACGCGCGGGGGGGUGCUGGCUGCACGGCAGACGCUGCACCCGAGGCCACUGCUGCAGGCCCAGAUGCUGGAGGAGUGGCUCAACCACUACCGCCGCCUCGCGCAGCAGUCGCAGGGUCCGUUCCCGCCGCGGCUGUCGGGCGCGGACCUCUCGAGCGACCCCGACACCGACGAGGAGUGACCCCGCCCGGGGACUCGCGCCGGACUCGCCUGCAGAGGUUUCACUGCUGCCUCCACACCUCACAUUGUACUGCGCCGCCCGGCUCGCCCUGGCCUCUCCGCUCUAGUGCGGGCCGCACGUCACCUCGCGUGUCGGUUGAUAACCGAUAAAUUUAACGAAUUACCGGUAAUCGUUCCGACCGAACGAUCCUAUAGAUCGUAUGUCAGAUAUGGAUAAAAAUAGAUUCAAAAUCUACGUGUACGUUGCGUCAAUUUUCGUAUCUAAAUUAGACACUCGCGAAAUUUACUCGUUAUUUCAAUUCUCGUAAUAAUAAUAAUCUCAGGAUAAUUCACACAGCGCCAUCUAGACCCAAGUUAAGCUAGCUAAACUAGAUCACUGACACAAAUACACAGAUAUUUUCGUAAAUACAUAUAAUACGUAGAAAACACACAGACUGAGAAGCAAUCAAACUCAUGAAUACGAAUGUUUGUGCAGUGUAAGGAAUCGAACCCGCGGAAGUAAAACCGUGUAGUAAAUCACAAAGGCCGUGAAAUAAAUAUAUCGAAAAUAUUACCGGCUGGUUUUUAAAUGCAGGAGGGAAUUUGAUAUUAUUGAAUAGCUUUUGUAACAUGAAGCGCUUUUCAAAGUAGAGUAGUAGUGACGCUUUGUUCUCGUAUAAGUUGUGGUAUUUGAUCGUCUAUCUCUAUCUAUGUCUGUGAUUCAAUCUAAUGAACAUUCAUAAUAUUCAUUCAUUCAUUAUCGUGGAUAUUUAACCUUUCGAAUGUCCGUAGUCUAUCGCAGCGACCGAAACUGAAGAGGCGGUAUGCGCGCGCCAGCUGUACUUUUUCAAAUGCGUUUCGAUCUUAUUUCAUUUUAAAUAAGGACUAAAUUAGUUAAAAAGAAGUCACGGUUUUGCGGGCACAGAUUCAAAUUAAAAAAAAUCAUUUAUUCAUGUAGGACAUUUUAGCCGCUUA
Molecule: messenger RNA, 3347 nt
Organism: Achroia grisella
Lineage: Eukaryota; Metazoa; Arthropoda; Insecta; Lepidoptera; Pyralidae
Gene: trbd
Product: ubiquitin thioesterase trabid-like
Exons: 14
Coding region: 409-2394 (661 amino acids)
Biological process (GO): positive regulation of Wnt signaling pathway; protein deubiquitination involved in ubiquitin-dependent protein catabolic process; cell migration
Cellular component (GO): cytoplasm; nucleus
Molecular function (GO): cysteine-type deubiquitinase activity; K63-linked polyubiquitin modification-dependent protein binding
Source: RefSeq, a predicted model, not a curated record